AUGUCUGGACGUGGAAAGCAAGGUGGUAAGGCUCGCGCCAAGGCUAAGACUCGGUCUUCCCGUGCCGGUCUUCAAUUUCCAGUGGGCCGUGUCCACCGCCUUCUCCGCAAGGGCAACUAUGCCGAGCGGGUUGGGGCCGGUGCUCCCGUGUACCUGGCUGCCGUGCUGGAAUACCUGACAGCUGAGAUCCUGGAGCUGGCGGGCAACGCUGCCCGUGACAACAAGAAAACGCGCAUCAUUCCGCGCCACUUGCAGCUAGCCAUCCGCAAUGAUGAGGAACUCAACAAGUUGCUGGGUAAAGUCACCAUUGCGCAGGGUGGCGUCUUGCCCAACAUCCAGGCUGUUCUACUGCCCAAGAAGACCGAGAGCCACCACAAGGCCAAGGGCAAGUAAA
Messenger RNA from Chrysochloris asiatica (Cape golden mole), 394 nucleotides. RefSeq names its product histone H2A type 1-like. The transcript has a single exon. The record is from RefSeq and is a predicted model, not a curated record. Lineage: Eukaryota; Metazoa; Chordata; Mammalia; Afrosoricida; Chrysochloridae. Gene Ontology annotation, cellular component: nucleosome. Bases 1 to 393 code for a protein of 130 amino acids. Gene Ontology annotation, molecular function: protein heterodimerization activity; structural constituent of chromatin; DNA binding.